Messenger RNA from Pseudoliparis swirei, 5460 nucleotides. RefSeq names its product BICD family like cargo adaptor 1 (gene bicdl1). The record is from RefSeq and is a predicted model, not a curated record. The coding region runs from base 696 to 2555 and encodes 619 amino acids. NCBI's taxonomy places the organism in Eukaryota, Metazoa, Chordata, Actinopteri, Perciformes, Liparidae. The transcript has 11 exons. Gene Ontology annotation, biological process: Golgi to secretory granule transport; vesicle transport along microtubule.
UGGAUGGAUUUAAAUCCAGGGUGUUCAAAUGAUGUCCUUGCUCUACCCCUUCUGACGACAGCUGGAUCAUAACUCCAGGCCACCGGUCUGUUCUCAGAAUAUCUCUUCACCUGCUCACACAGAUGUGCGCGAGAAGCACCGAAAUAUGGCGCUAUCAUUUUCAGCCAAUGGUUGGGCCGUUUGUAAUAGGUUGCAUCAGGCGUCACUGCCACCCGGUGUCGGGGGCGUGCAUUCAAGACGGAAAAAGCGGUAGGGGAGGCAUCGGGAUCGCGCUCAUCUGUUUGGCUGGCAAAUGCCUCCGGUGUCACAGUAUGUGGGACCCGGGACCCCGAGACGGGAUGGACCCUGAUCGACCGACCGAUGCGCACAGCUCAUCGAGGCGGUUUCUACCGGGAUAAGAAUAUAUUGUGUGCCCAAUAACAAACCAGCCAGUCAGUGAGCUUGCAGAGGAGGCGGCGUUCGCUGGGAUUCAAUCAGAACUCGCGGCUCGUAGCUUAACUCGGAGAGAGACGUGAGGAAACUGGGGAGACGACAGUUCACAAUCUAUCCGGAUCCAGCUCGAAAUUGCGUGUAUGAUGGAUGAAAUGUCGACUCCAAAAUGGGCCGGUCAGCCCAACCCUGUCAGAGCAGGGUGGGUUCAUCCGGAGUGACACCAGUCGGCUGUUAUCCGUUGGCUUCUCCUCCGCCGGGUGGCGAUGUCCACUUUCUGCCUCGACCUGCAGACGUCUGCCGUGGUGGUUUCAGCACCACUGGAGCUGGACAGCGACUACAUGGAGCCCCGGUCCAGCGCCGCCGCUCCGGAGCCCGGCGGCUUUCAGGGUCAGCCGCUGCGGCACGCCGGCUCCGGAGGCCUCGGCAUGGCCUUGGAGGAGGAACUAGCCAUGCUUACCGGGGAGCGGGACGAAGAGGAAGCGCUGGCGGGACUAGAGGCGCCCUCGGCGGGGCACAACGCAGACUUGCUGUCGCUCUUCCGCCAAAAGGAAAAAGACUUGGUUUUAGCUGCUAAACUUGGCAAAGCGUUGCUGGAGAGAAACCAAGACUUGACCAAGCAAUACGAGAAAAUGCACAAAGAUCUCAACGAGAAAUUAGAGCACUUGGAGCAGGAGAAGCACGAGUUGCGUCGGCGUCUGGAAAGUCGAGAGGGGGAGUGGGAAGGCCACGUGGCCGAGCUGGAGACGGACGUCCAGCAGCUGCAGGGUGAGCUGGAGCUCCAUCAGGUGCAGCUGAGGGAGACGGACAGACACAAGAACAAGGCGAUCAGCGAGCUUUCCGAACAGAACCACAGAUUGCUGGAGCAACUCAGUCGGGCUGCAGAGGUGGAGAGGCAGCUGUCCACUCAGGUCCAUUCACUACGGGACGACUUCAGGGAGAAGAGUAUGUCGACAAGCCAGCACAUGACUCGACUAGAGAAUCUACAGGCUGAGCAAGGGCUAGAAAUUAAGAUGCUGUCAGAGCGGAAGAUGGAGCUGGAGCGCCGGGUACACGUCACGCUGGAGGACAACGAGCUGCUGCAGAACACAGUGGACGACCUCCGAGAGAGGACGCUGGUGCUGGAGAGGCAGUCUCGCCAAAAGGACCUACAGUUACGACAGAGCCAGCUGGAGCUCCAGGAGGUGCAGGUGUCCCACAGGCAGCUGAGUGCUCGGCUGGAGGAGUUGACGGAGGAGCACAGCCUCCGCGGUCUCACCCCGCACCCGUCCAGCCUGCUGUGUGAGAUAGAACAGAGCAUGGAGCAGGAGGAGCAGGAGCAGGAGAGAGAGCAGCUGCGUCUCGAGCUAUGGGAGGCCUACUGUGAAGUCCGCUCGCUGUGCUCUCAUCUCCGGGGAAACGACGUCACGGAUUCGGCGCUGUCCACCGACUCCUCAAUGGACGAGUCCUCGGAGACGUCCUCAGCCAAGGAUGUGCCUACCGGGAGCCUCCACGCCAGCCUGCUGGACCUACGGAGGCUCACGCAGAAUUUGCUGGACGGCAACGAGUCCACGGGCUCGCGGCGCAGUGAUGAGGAGGCUCUGGAGGAGCAGGUGAGGAAGCUAGGAGAGGAGCUGAGAGAAGUCAGAGAGCUGUACGAGACUGAGCAGGACAAAACACGCAGCAACGGAGACGAUGCGCUGCAGCUGCACAAUCAGAUGGCGCUGCUCUCCGUAGAGAUGAGUUCUCUCCGGGAGGAUAACGAGCGGAUGAGGACGAUGGCUGAAGUCCGAGAGCCCAGUGAGCAGCUCCAGACUGCUAUCAGAGACAGAGAUGACGCCAUAGCCAAGAAGAAAGCGGUGGAGAUGGAGCUGGCCAAGUGUAAAAUAGACAUCAUGUCUCUGAAUAGCCAGCUUCUGGACGCCAUCCAGCAGAAGCUGAACCUGUCGCAGCAGCUGGAGGCUUGGCAGGAUGAUAUGCACAGAGUGAUUGACCAGCAGCUGAUGGACAAGUACCAAGACGAGUGGCGCUCGGCCCCUCCCUCCCUGACGGGGUCAUCCAGGGCACACGGCGGUCAGUCCUCCAGACGAGCUCACCGCGUCUCCGACCGGGACAAGAGACUUUUCUCUUUUUUCAAAAAGAACUGAGCCCCAUUGGACCGGUCCUGAGCACAGCAGACAAGAGACAGACAAGGAGGAAGUGACAUCACAGUGUAAGGGUAACAACACAGCCAAAGACCGGCAGUGGCACACACUGACGGUUGGGGAGGAGGAGGAGGAGGAGGGGGGGGGGGAAUAAUUAUUGCACUUUAACUGUCCCAUUACUCUUCUCUUCGCUGAUUAAAUGGUGACUGCUGACUAAGAAAGAUAGAAAUAUAAGAAUAGGAGUUCCCUUUGGUUUCAGCCCCUCUCAUAGAAAGCCAUCGGUCUUACAGAACAAGAACAUGGUCACAAAGUUUACCUCCAAAGAGGAAGGUCUCCUUUUAGUGCCUAUACGCCCAUCUCUACUAGCCCACUGCCAACUCUGUAGAGAGGGAACACUUUGUAUCAAUCGUUACUGUAUGCAUCCCAGUCAUCAGGCCAGGGAGUCUGGGGGGAGACUGGUGGAUGUACGGGACACUGCAGGGCUGUGGGGGAAGAUGAGGACAGCAGGGCCGCGCUGUACGUCGGAAUAUGACGCCGCAGCCAGCCCACAUGUGAUCUCUCAGGUUUAUUCAUUUGAUGAUGGGAUGUUCACAACAUGAGGCAACCGCCCGAUGCAUCAGGACCGUAGUGUGAUGUACAUGUGACGGAACAAAUGACUAAAAGAACGCUUAUUUUCUUACUGACAGCUGUGCAUGUGACUUUCACAGUGAGGAUUUGAAUGCUCCUUUAAAAGGGGCAUUCAAAUGAUUUAGCAUUGCACUUUCAUAAAGUUUGGACCUUUUAAAGCUGCACUAAUCAAAGUUUUUUUAAUGUAGUGUGAAAUGUGAAAGGGUUCACUCAUAGUCAAACCCACAGAGAUUUAUCACCAUCAGCUCCGCGAGUGUUUUAGCAUUUUUUUAGUUCAUCGUUUAGUUUUUUUAUGGGCCGCUUCGUUGCUGUUUUGGUUCAACCCUUUUUGUAGCAGUAGGCAGCGGUUUCCUGCAAACAUAGCGGAGCAUUUCGUAGCUAAAGAGGCUGAGCGAGUGUUUCAAAACCAGCGCUUUGUAGUCGGGCCCGUGGGUCCGCGGUGAACUCUGAGGCCUUCAUGCUCAUCUCCAACAUCUGAAUAAACCUUUGGGUGACUGAAGUUAGCGAUAUCGACAUUUCCAGGUCUCCACCGUUCACUUUAUAUGCGACAUUUAAAAUAUUUAUAAUUUUUCAAAGAAAAAAAAGAAAGAGAAAAAAAAGGCGCCGUCCAACAUUGUCCUCAUGAUGUCGAUCAUCUCCCUAAUUGACCAAAUAAAAUGUUUUUAAAAAAAUGUUUACAUCAGCGUGAGAAGGAGGAAGAACUAUGUUCAUUAACUCUCAAUAAACCCAGCUCAACAAUAACCUGUUGAAUGUCUGACAAGAAGAAGUUAUGUCACUAAAGCGUUCAAGGUCUGAGCUGCUUUGGUUCAACACUCAUAGAAAAAGGUCUACCUCCAUUCUCAUUGCUUCAAGACUUCACGGGAACUUUGAUUUUCUUAUCUGUCGGGCUUCCGUUUUUGGGCGCCAUCUCUGUGACUCCAUUAGUAAAACAGUAUUUGUCGACCUGAAAUCUCCAAGCAUGAACGACUCGUCGUGGCACGGCGACGUCUCGUGUCUGUGUCGAAUGCAGCUGUGCAAACCUAUGCAGGUGUCUUCUUGUCAUCUCAGCUGGUUGUUGGGAAGGAUCAACCCAAAGAAUGAUUUUUUUUAUACAAAAAAAAGUUGAGAGCGAAAUUGUUAUAUUUAUAUAUGAAAAAAAAAGCAUAACUUUUUGAAUGAAAAUCUUUUUUUAGGGCAAAUAUACAUGUGUGUUGUUAUUUCUAGGCUGAUAUUUUCAUGUGUGUCCUAGUGAACAGGAAUUCCACUGAUGAGUUGGACUUUAUCACGGUUCGGGUGUGGCAUGUAGAGCUGAGAAGAGAUUGAUAAGUUUCACUCAAAUUAUUCACCAAUUUGAUGUGUAGCUAACGGGAAAGACCCCAAAGAAGCCUCAUGAAUCUUGAUUAUUAAUCCAAGACUGAAAUUAGUAACAACAAAUACUAAUAAAAACAAUUCUUAGAAAGAAAAAGAAAAUCAUGAAACUUUUUUUUUGUCAUGAACACAUGUGAGAAAACUAUUAAAAUCUGAUUUAGAAAACUGACCACCAGAAUUGUUUUUCUCACUUGCGUCACAUGGCUUCCAUACUCUAUUCAUAUUAAAGAAAAUCUAUUUUUGAUAAAUGAUAAGUAACACAAAGAAUUAUCCGAGUCAAACAGAAAUGUAUUCUGAUUAUUUUUCCCGAGAACCAACACAAACUGUCACCUUAAAACUAUCCAACAGAUUAUUUAAAACCACACAAUCCAAUCCAAGCAGUAAUAAACUGAGACUAACACGAUUCUGAAAUCACACAAACCAGAAGAAAGUGUUCAGUUUCUACCCAAUUAUUUGAAGUUGUUGAGGGAAAUUUUGAUUGAACACCAGUCACUCUUGCCAUAACCAGACUGUGAUUUGUCUCGCUUCAUGUAUGUUUUUGUUAGAAAAAGAAUAAGUUGUAACAUAUUUGGUUCUGUCCACAUUGUGUCAUGACUACCAGUUGUUUCUCGUUUGAUUGUUUGUAUUGUUUUAAGACACUGUCGACUCCACUGAUCCACACAGACCUGUAUGUGUGUGUGUGAGUGUGUGUGUGUGCGUGUGUGUGUGACGGACAUGCCAUCUAGUGCGUUUUUUCUGUUGCUCGUCUCCACUUGGGUCGGACGUUGUUUUGGGAAUGUCGUGCUCGUUGUGCUCCGUGUGAGUGCUUCCAUUCACCAUGACUGACGGCACUGUUUUUAGUUUCUGAAUGCUUCAAACUAUUCAAAGUAUUUAUCAUGCCAUUUUUUUUAGCAUUUUGGGGAUUUCUUUUGUACAAAUAAAUACUUUGCAAUCU